Messenger RNA from Formica exsecta, 1593 nucleotides. Its product is annotated as tRNA (guanine-N(7)-)-methyltransferase. Gene Ontology annotation, molecular function: tRNA (guanine(46)-N7)-methyltransferase activity. The transcript has 6 exons. The coding region runs from base 472 to 1221 and encodes 249 amino acids. Gene Ontology annotation, biological process: tRNA methylation; RNA (guanine-N7)-methylation. The record is from RefSeq and is a predicted model, not a curated record. Lineage: Eukaryota; Metazoa; Arthropoda; Insecta; Hymenoptera; Formicidae. Gene Ontology annotation, cellular component: tRNA methyltransferase complex.
CGCAUCGCAUCGAUCAGCUGAUCGCCCGCGCACGUGCGCUCAUGUGUCAAUCGCGUACUUUUUUUAUAUUUUAAAUAUAUAUGCAAUAUAUAUAUAAUAAAUGUAUAUUUAUUAAUAUUAUUAAGUUUUUUCAUUAUCAAAAAAUUAUAGAAAGAUGUAAUCAAAUGCAGAAAAAAAUGGGUUUAUCACAUUGUUGAGUCUCGUUUUUUUGUGUAUAGUUCGUUCUUUUUUUAUUGCAUAUUCUACAUCUUUCUUUUCUUCACUCUAAAGAGCUAACAUAUAUAUAAUUAGCUAUAGUGGAAAGUAAAGUCUAAUUACAAAGUGUAGUUUGUAAUUAAUAAGCACAUUUUGUGUACAAUAUUGUACAUAACCUCUUAAAAUAUACACGAAUAAACACGUGUUAUAUUUUGACACUGUAUUAGUGAAAGAAGAAUUAGAUAAGCAUUUAAUUAAAAAAUAUUUAACGGGAUCAUGUCGACGACACUACCGAUGGCACUACCGCAAAAGAAAUACUAUAGACAACGCGCACAUUCAAAUCCGAUAGCUGAUCAUUGCAUUGAAUAUCCCAUAAAACCAGAAUUAAUGGAUUGGAGUGCCUUGUAUCCACAAUAUUUUUCCAACAAUACUGAGGAAACACAAAAACGCGUAGAGUUUGCAGAUGUUGGUUGCGGCUAUGGAGGAUUACUGGUUGCCUUAUCGUCAAUGUUUCCCGAUAGUCUAAUACUUGGUAUGGAAAUCAGAAUAAAAGUAUCAGACUAUGUUAUGGAUCGCAUUGCUGCCUUGCGUUCGCAAAACCCUGGUCAAUAUCAAAACAUUGCCUGCUUGAGAACAAAUGCUAUGAAAUAUCUGCCAAAUUAUUUCUUCAAAGGACAAUUAAAGAAGAUGUUUUUCCUAUAUCCAGACCCACAUUUCAAAAAAUCAAAACACAAAUGGAGGAUAAUAAACAAAUCUUUAUUAGCAGAAUAUGCUUAUGUGUUAGCGGAAGAGGCGACUGUAUACACUGUAACGGAUGUGAAAGAUUUGCAUGAAUGGAUAGUUCGGCACUUUCAAGAACAUCCAUUAUUUAAAGAAAUUGCUAAGGAGGAUUUGGCAACAGAUCCUGUAGUGGAAAAAUUAUAUGAAAGCACUGAAGAAGGUCAAAAAGUAAGCAGGAAUAAAGGAAAUAAAUUCCUGGCUGUAUUUAGAAGGAUUGCAGAUACUUACAUUGCAACGAGUAGCUAGCAUGAAUGGCAGUUGUAUAUAACUGUAUACAUAUAUUAAUAUCUGACUACCAUUAUAUGGCGAAAGAUAUUCUUGAUCGUUCCUCGUCUUCAGUGUUUGCUGAUCUUGAUGUCAUAUAAAGAUCUUCGUCGUCCUGAAUUAAAAUCCGUGUUUCUAAAACGAAUUAAGCAGCGAUUGAAACAAUUAAAAACUGUUUUGUAAAAAAAAAAAUAUAUUUCGAUAUACCUCGUUCGGCUGUCUUUUUUCUAUUCAUGCCAGAUACUAUGUUCAAAUAGCCUUUAUGUCUGAUGUCUGUAUGUUGAAUUAGAUGCACAGUCUUUAAAGCAAACUCUUGGUGCAGUAUGAUAAAUAACAUCUGAAAAAUACAAAGAA